This is a messenger RNA of Phanerochaete carnosa HHB-10118-sp, 471 nucleotides long. RefSeq lists its product as uncharacterized. The transcript has 6 exons. NCBI's taxonomy places the organism in Eukaryota, Fungi, Basidiomycota, Agaricomycetes, Polyporales, Phanerochaetaceae. Bases 1 to 471 code for a protein of 156 amino acids. The record is from RefSeq and is a predicted model, not a curated record.
AUGUAUGGUCCUGUCAUUCAAAGUAAUGCUUCCUUACUCACUGGGCAUUUCGCUCCGAUUACGCUCCCGCUUCUAUCUUACUGUUUGCUACGAAGUACAAGAUUUGCAGUUGAGAAGGACAGCGACUGGGGGCUCAGCUCAGACUAUGCAGGUGACGGCUGGCGAGGAGACAACCGGUACGGCGGCGGCGGUUCCGCGCCAACAACGUCGUUCAUGCUCUCGCUGUCCCCCAGCGAUCAUGGUAUCAAGGACAUUGCACACGACAUGCACCCCUUCGCGCGUCCGUCGAUGUCGUCUAUCCGGGAAUGCACGAACUUGUCAGCUGUCACUUUGUAUCUCGGCGCCUCCAGCACGAGCUUAGUCGAGAGCAGUGCCAUCAUCUCCACUUUGACCUCAAACCUCGCGAUGCUGCACACUAACACUGUUAACUCAUCACCACUGGCAGAAACGAGGGCUAGGUUUCUGGCUUAA